AAACCAGAUGGACCAGCUCUCCCAGUGCCCAGCCCACAGCCCCCCCUCUCCGGCCAGCCAAGUCACAGCCUGGGCACCUUCAGGCAGGCGGGUGGUGGGUCCUGAACUCGGAGACGAGAGUGGGCUUCUGGGCAGAGAUGGCUCUGCAGAGCCAGGUGUGGUCACCGGCCACACCCAUGCCCAUGGCGGAGAGCUCCCUCUACCGGCAGCGACUAGAAGUCAUCGCGGAGAAGCGGCGGCUGCAGGAGGAGAUCCGUGCGGCGCGCCGAGAGCUGGAGGAGGAGAAACUCCGCGUGGAACGGCUUAAGCGGAAGUCUCUCCGAGAACGUUGGCUAAUGGACCAGGAAGCUGAAGGGCCAGAGUGGCCCAAGGACCCCACCUCAAAGGAGCCCCAGUCACCAGAAGACCAGGCUCAGGCCCGAAUCCAGAAUUUGGAAGACAGCUUGUUCACACUCCAGUCCCAGCUACAGCUAUUGCAAAGUGCAUCCACAGGUGCCCAGCACAAGCCCUCCAGCAGGCCCAGCUGGCGCAGACAGGGUCACCGUCCUCUCUCCCAGUCCACUGUUGAGGCAGGUCCUGAAGGUGAGUAUUGGGGUCAGGUUACCCCAAAAGAGAGUGACCCAAGAAGAGCGAGGAUGGGUGGGCUCUUGGUCCUUCCUCACCCUCCCUUCCUGUCUUUCCUUUCUUUUCCUUCCCUGACUCCCCUAGGCCAGACCGAUCUGGAUAAGAGAGCCUCCUUGCCUGUGGGACCAGUGGGCAUAUCCCCAGAGUGCCCCUCUGAGUCCAAAGAGGGGGCUAUAGGGGUUCUGCCAGCCCUAAGGCAGGUCUCUGGAGCACAAGGGGCCUCCCCAGAAGCCAAUGGCCCCUGCCCUGGACUCAGCCCCACUCCUGAGCAGGAGCUGAGUCAAGGAUCGGUGGCAGGCACUGGGCGGUUGGGCGAGGCCAAUGGAGGGGGCGUGGUCAAGGUGGUGUGGGAGGCCUUGAGAGUUUCAUACGAGGACUGCCGCAAGGUAGCCACCGGCCCUGAGCUGGAGGCUAAGGUGGAGGAGGUGGUACUUGAAGCCAUAGGGAACAGGCAGGGGGUCAACAGGCCAGAACUCCCAGCCUGGGUGAAGGAGGACAGGGGCAUAGUGGAGGUGGUCUGGGAGGGGAUGGGAGGCAGCGACCCGGAGGCCACGGGACAGAAGGGCGGGGGCCCGGAGACAGCGGUACAGACCAGCUCCCCCAGGCUGUCAGAGAGAUUAGAGGGAGAAGCUUCCAGAAUUGGGGAAGGUGCUCCCAGGAGCAGCCCUGAAGGGAAUGGGCAGGGGGGUUCUGGGGGAGAGGAGGGGUCCUUCAUCUGGGUGGAGAGAGUGACCCUCAACGAGGAAUGGGAGGAGCUGCUGGUAGAGGGGUUGGAAGGGCCCUUGGUGACUAGGAGGAAGGGAGGGGAAGGUCCUUUAGGGGCGGGGAGGGGAGGAAGUGCAGAAAACUGGGAGGUGGAGAAGAGAAUAGCAGAAGAAUCCCUAGGAAGAGGGAAGAAAGGAAGUGAGGAGAAGCUGGGGCCAGAGGGGGAUGGGGUGGAGACAUCCCUGGUGGCAGAGAAGAAAGGAAAUGAGGAGUUAUUUGAGCCUGAGAGCAGAGGAGGCGAGGAAAAGCUGGGGACAGAGAGAGAAGUAGAGGAGCCAUUGGGAGUAGAGAGAAGUGAAGGUGAGAGACUUUUGAGGGCACAGAAGGAAAGAAGUGAGGAAAAGAUAGGGGUGAAGAAGAAAACAGAGGAACCUUUGGGAGGAGAGAAGGAAGGUGAAGAAAAGCUACAGGCAACUGAGGAGCCAUUGAUGACAGAGAGAAAGGGAGGUGAGGAGCCAUCAGGAGCAGAAAGAAAAGGUGAGGAAGCCUUGGAGGCAGAGAGAAAAGGAGGUGAGGAAGCCUUGGAGGCAGAGAGAAAAGGAGGUGAGGAAGCCUUGGAGGCAGAGAGAAAAGGAAGUGAGGAGCCAUCAGGCUCAGAGAGAAAAGGAAGUGAGGAAGCCUUGGAGGCAGAGAGAAAAGGAAGUGAGGAGCCAUCAGGCUCAGAGAGAAAAGGAAGUGAGGAAGCCUUGGAGGCAGAGAGAAAAGGAAGUGAGGAGCCAUCAGGCUCAGAGAGAAAAGGAAGUGAGGAAGCCUUGGAGGCAGAGAGAAAAGGAAGUGAGGAGCCAUCAGGCUCAGAGAGAAAAGGAAGUGAGGAAGCCUUGGAGGCAGAGAGCAAAGGAGGUAAGGAACCAUUAGAGGUAGAGAAGACCCAAGGGGCUGAGGAAGAUCUGAGUCCAGAAGAGCAGAAAGAGUCCAGGGAAAGAACUGAAUCCCAGGCAAAGAAGGUGAGCAAGGCAGGGACUCCUUUGGGGGAUAAUGAGGAGCUAAGACCAGAGGAGGAAGGACUACAGCUCCAGGAGAAGCAAGAAGGCUCCCUGGAGGAGGAAGCAGUGAAGCCCCAAACCACUAUUGAGAGCCAGGGCCUCUCGGGGGAUGCCACAUCCCUCUUGGUACACACCUCAGCCCCAGAGCAGCCUGCCGAGUGCCAGCCACUGCUUCAGGGGCAGGGGUCCAGCACCAACCCCAGUGCCCAUGCCGUGCCCACCUAUGCACCUGCCCAGCGGCCUGAGCCAUCUGUCCCCACUGAGGGUGAAGAGGUGAGCAGCCCUAAACAAAAGACGUGCCAGUGUUGUGUGGUCAUGUGAGCCCAUGUGCCUCUCCACCCCAUGCCUAGCCCCUCUCACAGCUACCUCAGCAGAGGGUCCCAAGAGCAGACAGGGCACCAUGGGACUGGCUGUGGCACCUGGGAGUCAGCUGGCCUGCAUGUCCACCUAUGCCUGGGCUUCCGGACCCUUGCCCACUGCCUGUGACCCUGGCCCCCUUCUGCAAUGAAACCUUUAUACUUAUACUUGAAAAUAAAAUGUGAAAGCACUC
Nycticebus coucang (slow loris) is the source of this 2922-nucleotide messenger RNA. It is a transcript of the gene PALM3, whose product is annotated as paralemmin 3. The coding region runs from base 138 to 2693 and encodes 851 amino acids. Gene Ontology annotation, biological process: response to lipopolysaccharide; Toll signaling pathway; regulation of cell shape. The transcript has 6 exons. Gene Ontology annotation, cellular component: membrane. NCBI's taxonomy places the organism in Eukaryota, Metazoa, Chordata, Mammalia, Primates, Lorisidae. The record is from RefSeq and is a predicted model, not a curated record.